Spathaspora passalidarum NRRL Y-27907 is the source of this 2574-nucleotide messenger RNA. RefSeq names its product transcription factor BCR1 (gene BCR1). Bases 220 to 1863 code for a protein of 547 amino acids. The transcript has a single exon. Gene Ontology annotation, biological process: regulation of transcription by RNA polymerase II. The record is from RefSeq and is a predicted model, not a curated record. Gene Ontology annotation, cellular component: chromatin. Gene Ontology annotation, molecular function: DNA-binding transcription factor activity, RNA polymerase II-specific; RNA polymerase II cis-regulatory region sequence-specific DNA binding. NCBI's taxonomy places the organism in Eukaryota, Fungi, Ascomycota, Pichiomycetes, Serinales, Debaryomycetaceae.
CCAUACACCAUACUUUCAUUACCAUUUGACAUUCUUUACUUCAACCUAUAUUAGCAUAAACAAUACCAAUACAUCACUAAGAUUCUAUUACAUUCCACUGAAUUCUAGAAUAUACUAGGUGAGCCCACCCUUCCUCCCCAUCCAAUUAACAACAGAAACUCAACUGCUCUUACUAUACUACAAUAAUCGCAAAUGUUAAGUUAUAUGCCUAUGUUAACCAUGACAAAACAGCCUACAUCGCCUCAUACAACUAAUGGUUCACACCAUGUGCCUUCUUCAAUUCCGGUUAUUACUCAAACCCACAUUCAUUUCCCGUCUCCCACCACCGAUUCGGCUAUAGCCACUACAAAUGGAGCCUACUCCGAAUCGGCUAAUGACAAUUCUAGCCACACAAACAAGCAACAUAAAUCUAAACGCACAUCAAAGGGUCGCGUGUUUCAAUGCACAGGAUAUCCUGGGUGUAGUAUGUCAUUUACCAGAAGUGAGCAUUUGGCCCGACAUAAACGGAAACAUACUGGUGAACGACCAUUUACAUGUCCAUAUUGUUCCAAGAAUUUCAGCCGGUUAGACAAUUUACGUCAACAUAAGCAAACAGUUCAUGCUUAUGAAACUUAUUUGAAUAGGAAUGGUGAUGUUGUUUCUGGUGAUGAUGAUAACGACGAUAGGAAUAAUGGUAAACCAAGAAAAAGACUGAUACGGCAGCAGCAGCAACAGCAGCUGCUGCAACUACAUCCUCCACCGCCACAACACCCACAACCACUGCAGCAGCUUGCAGCACAACAAGCCUAUUAUCCUGCCCCUCAUUCAGCUCCAUUAUACCCACCACCACAGUAUGCUCAAGUUUACGUGAGUGGUGAAUAUCAAGCACAAUCUCCAGUAACAAAUGGCUAUUAUAGUCAGUAUCAAUAUAUCAACAAACAAACUACUCCAUUGCCACACUAUCACGUCACAGGAACAACCACACCCAGUUCAAACUCCACUCCUACUUCAUCUUCCGCUUCGUCUAACUCGACUUCGGAAGCUUUACCUCAAGACGAAUUAAAAUUACCAAAACAUCAGUUCAACCCAAAAAGAAGACCAAGACCUUUAUCAUUAUUGCCAUCAACUUAUCAUAAUAACCACAUUAGCAUGUAUCCAUUAAAAUCAGCCCCACCUACCAAUAAUAGUUUCAAUUUGGAUCCAAAUACCCUACCAUUACCAUUAAAAUCAGCAUCUUCCAUAUCUUCAAUUCCAUCUUCAAAUUUAAUAAGUCCUUUAUCACCUUUAUUCCACCAAUCGUUUGGUCAAACUUCUCUAAGAAAUAAUUCACCUCACAGCAGUAAUUUGAAUCCAAACUCGUCAAUAAUUUCCACAUCGACCAGUAAGUCACCAUUGUCUUCAUAUCAUAAUUUGUCUUCAGCUACAAAUUUGACUACAGUGAUAAGUAAUGGUGGUGGCAGUACAGCUAGUCUUCCUUCGGUGCUGAAUUUACCUAUUCCAACCAACUGGCAGGCAUCUUCGCCUGAGAAAGUUAAUAGUGCUCCGUUGAACGGUACGACAACAACCCUGGAAGCAACAAGCAACGUUACUGCUGCUACUACUACCAGUUCUACUACUACUACAAUCGUUCAAACAAAAAGUUGGUUAAAAGAUGUGUUGAAUGAUGAAAAAGAUCAAAACAAAGAAUUAGUUCUGCUGCAACUGUUGACCCAAGUGCUUUCCAUUAAUUCAAUCGUUACCAGCAGUCCUAAAUCUGAAAAAUCAUUUAUUGACGAAAAUGACAAAGACCUUUCCACGCCUGAUUUGGUUGAUACUACUAUCUCUAAAAAGCCUACGAUUAAUAGCUUGAUUUCUGUUGAUGUAAAAGAGGAGGAAAGUGAGUAAAUACCCUAGAUUUAACGUUAUGUACUAUAUAAUACCCGCAAAAUAUAUGAGAACUCGGAAAACCUAACAAGUAUUACGGAAAUUAAUCCGACAGACAUAAAAUUAAAAAAAAACUAGCCACCACCUGUCAAGUCUAAGGGGGAGCAAACAAAACUAAUAAUUCUUUAAAAAAUUUUUUUAACCGUGGUUAUUUACCGUGGGAUCUUUUUGUUUCGUCGCCAAGCCCAGGGCGUCUUUGUGAAAUUUUCAGUCAUAUGGUCGUGUAAUCUAAAAACAGUCCCCUCACCACUCACCCCACCUGGGGAUGUGCUACCUUUUCCAGAAACCACCGCCUUGUUAUGGCUUUGCUCAGUACUAAAAACCACCUGAUCGACUAAAAUAACAAGAAACCAACCCGCCUCAAAAAAUGGUGGAAAUAUGGCACAACACCGAUAACCACAAAAUCAACCCUCAUUAUGAAAUAAUUAAUAAUAUUCUAGCCACAAGCCGCAGGAACAAGUUCCACAUGCAUGUAUGGGCGAGAAUCCGCGCUCAGCUAUUUUAAAAAAUGGGCUAAGAAAAAUAAGGCGAAAAAAAUACAUCCAAAAUUUUUACCUAGUGUUCCUGAAUUAGGUUAUUGUUGCUAUGUUCCUAGUACUGUUGCUGCCUACCGGGAAGGGUUCGGAAUGUGUGGCAAAGAUACAGAUCUAGACUUUAGCUGUGAAUAUUGUU